CUCUGCCUCUUCCUGGGCCUCCGUUCCUCACACCAGGCCUCGAGGUGCGAAGUCUCCCCUCUGGUCUGCCGCAGGAUGGGUGUCCUCGCCACGGCCACGCUGUGGACGCUCCCAGGGCUGCUCCUAACCCUUGCCCUGCACCUGGCCCUGUGCUCCCGACCGCACCGAGACUACUGCGUGCUGGGCGCUGGGCCCGCGGGCCUGCAGAUGGCCUCCUUCCUGCAGCGGGCAGGCAGGGACUACACGGUGUUCGAGCGCGCGCCCGCUCCGGGCAGCUUCUUCACGCGGUACCCGCGGCACCGCAAGCUCAUCAGCAUUAACAAGCGGUACACCGGCAAGGCCAACGCCGAGUUCAACCUCCGCCACGACUGGAACUCUCUGCUCAGCCACGACCCCCGGCUGCUCUUCAGACACUACUCGACUGCCUACUUCCCCGACGCCGGCGACAUGGUGCGCUACCUGAGCGACUUCGCAAACAGGCUGGGGCUCCACGUUCGGUACGACACAACCAUUGUCCAUGUCACUCUGGAGAAGGACUCACAGGCCUGGAACGGCCACUACUUCGUUCUGACCGACCAGAAGGGCCAGGCGUACCAGUGCAGCGUCCUUCUGGUAGCCACUGGUUUGUCAGUCCCCAACCAAGUUGACUUCCCCGGCUCUGAACAUGUGGAGGGUUAUGAGUCUGUGUCUGUGGACCCUAAGGACUUCGUGGGUCAGAAUGUGCUGAUCCUGGGCCGUGGGAACUCAGCCUUCGAGACGGCAGAGAACAUCUUGGGUGUCACAAACUUUGUCCAUAUGCUGAGCCGCUCCCGGGUGCGGCUCUCCUGGGCCACCCACUAUGUUGGAGAUGUCAGAGCCAUCAACAAUGGCCUAUUGGAUACCUACCAGCUGAAGUCCCUGGACGGGCUUCUCGAGUCGGACCUGACAGAUCUGGCCAUUGUGAAGGACCACAAGGGCAAGUUCCAUAUCACUCUGAAGUUCUUCCUGGAGGAAGCCAAUGCCAGCCAAAGUGCCGACUCCAUCACCCUCCCCCAGGAUGACAAUGACAACUUUGCCAUGCGUGUGGCCUAUGACCGAGUCAUCCGCUGCCUGGGCUGGAAAUUUGACUUCUCCAUUUUCAACUACUCCCUCAGACUCUCCUCUGGAAACGAAUUCAACAAGAAGUACCCGCUGAUCAGAGCUAGCUAUGAGUCCAAAGGAAGCCGGGGUCUCUUCAUCCUGGGGACAGCCAGCCACUCAGUGGACUACCGGAAAUCCGCUGGAGGCUUCAUCCACGGAUUCCGAUACACAGUGCGUGCUGUCCACCGGCUCCUGGAGCAUCGCCACCAUGGGGUUGCCUGGCCCUCCACCGAGCACCCCAUCACACAGCUGACCAGCUCCAUUGUCCGGCGUGUGAACGAGGCUUCUGGGCUGUACCAGAUGUUCAGUGUGCUGGCUGAUGUCAUCCUACUGAAGGAGAACGCCAUGGCAUUUGAGUACCUGGAGGAGUUCCCCAUGCAGAUGCUGGCCCAGCUGGAGACCCUCACAGGGAGGAAGGCGCGGCAUGGGCUCUUUGUCAUCAAUAUGGAGUAUGGCAAAAACUUCUCUGGGCCCGACAAGGACGUCUUCUUUUACGACCGGUCUGUGGGGCACACGGAAGAUGCCUGGCAGUCUAACUUCCUGCACCCUGUCCUCUACUACUACAGGCACCUCCCAACCGAGCAGGAGGUGCGGUUCCGCCCUGCACACUGGCCACUACCAAGGCCAGCUGCCAUCCACCACAUCGUAGAGGACUUCUUGACAGACUGGACUGCCCCUGUGGGGCACAUCCUACCUCUGAGGCGCUUCCUGGAGAACUGUCUGAACACCGAUUUGCGAAGCUUCUAUGCAGAAUCCUGUUUCCUGUUCACCCUUACACGCCAGAAGCUGCCCCCCUUUUGCCAGCAGGGAUACCUGAAGAUGCAGGGGCUUGUGAGUACUGAGCGCCUUCGGCACCACGGUGUGGAGAGCAGGCUCCUAAGGGACUAUGCUGCCAUGGGCCAGCACCUGGAUGACAGCAGCCUGCAGCCUGGCAACCGUAAGCCAGUUGGUCACCAUCUGGCUCCAGGGCCUCUUAUCCAGUCCCUUGACAGAGACAAGGAGGAGCUCUGACUCUCCCCUCAACCUAUGGACACAGUGGCCAGGCUGCUCCAGGCCUUGGUCAGCCCUCCUCUUUUCCUGCAGCCUCUCUUCCACCCAUCAGGACUGCCCAAGACCACUCAGCUCUUCACCAGGAGAAGAGCAGCCUCUGUCAGGUGUGAGAUGCCUUCCACAGCCAGCUCAUC
Molecule: messenger RNA, 2303 nt
Organism: Castor canadensis (American beaver)
Lineage: Eukaryota; Metazoa; Chordata; Mammalia; Rodentia; Castoridae
Gene: Foxred2
Product: FAD dependent oxidoreductase domain containing 2
Biological process (GO): ERAD pathway
Cellular component (GO): endoplasmic reticulum lumen
Molecular function (GO): monooxygenase activity; flavin adenine dinucleotide binding
Source: RefSeq, a predicted model, not a curated record